UUUUUCUCUUUCAAAUUUCUCCGAUGCUCUAAAUCUUAGAUUCUCAUCUCAUUGAACUGAGUUUGAGUGACUAAGAUUUAGAGAUUUUUGUUUAAAUUUUAAAGUUUUGAUUUUUUUAAUAUUGGAGAAAAUGGAUGUUCCAAGUCUUGUUGUGAUUCUUCAAGCUGCACUUAGCCCCAAUCCCGCUGAACGAAAAGCUGCUGAAGAAAGCCUCAAUAAGUUUCAGCAUACGCCUCAGCAUCUGGUGAGACUGUUACAGAUCGUCGUUGAUAAUAAUUGUCCUUUGGCGGUUCGUCAAGUUGCUUCUAUUCAGUUCAAAAACUUCAUUGCCAAGAAUUGGGCUCCUCUUGAUCAUAAUGAGCCACAGAAAAUUCUGCUAAGUGAUAAAGAUGUGGUUCGUGAUCAUAUUCUUGUAUUUGUAGCUCAAGUUCCUCCUUUGUUGAGGGUGCAAUUGGGUGAGUGUCUCAAGACUAUUAUCCAUGCCGAUUAUCCGGAGCAGUGGCCACUACUUCUGGAUUGGGUGAAGCAUAACUUGCAGGAUCAGCAGGUUUAUGGGGCCUUGUUUGUGUUGCAGAUACUUGCUAGAAAAUAUGAGUUUAAGUUGGACGAGGAGAGAACUCCAGUUCACCGCAUCGUUGAGGAGACAUUUCCUCAGCUUCUAAUUAUAUUCAACAGACUUGUCCAGAUUGAAAAACCAGCAGUAGAAGUAGCGGAUCUAAUAAAGCUUAUUUGUAAAAUUUUCUGGUCAUCUAUAUAUUUGGAGAUCCCUAAGCAGUUACUUGAUCCUAAUGCAUUCAGUGCUUGGAUGAUGCUUUUCUUAAAUGUUUUGGAGAGGUCUGUACCACUGGAAGGCCAACCUAUGGAUCCUGAGCUCAGGAAGUCAUGGGGGUGGUGGAAGGUGAAAAAAUGGAUUGUUCAUAUUUUGAAUAGGCUAUAUACUAGGUUUGGAGAUUUAAAACUUAGGAAUCCAGAAAACAGGGCUUUUGCCCAAAUGUUUCAAAAGAACUACGCAGGAAAGAUUUUGGAAUGCCACUUGAACUUAUUGGGAGUUAUUCGUGUUGGUGGCUAUCUCCCUGACAGAGUUACCAACCUUAUUCUUCAGUACCUAAGCAACAGCAUAUCGAAAAAUAGCAUGUAUACUUUAUUGCAACCGCAGCUUGACGUUCUUCUUUUCGAGAUUGUCUUCCCACUCAUGUGCUUCAAUGACAACGACCAGAAGCUUUGGGAGGAAGAUCCACAUGAGUAUGUUAGGAAGGGCUAUGAUAUCAUUGAAGAUUUAUAUAGUCCAAGGACUGCUUCCAUGGACUUCAUCAAUGAGUUAGUCAGAAAACGUGGAAAAGAAAAUCUUCAAAAGUUUAUUCAAUUCAUUGUUGAAAUUUUCAAGAGAUAUAAUGAAGCACCUCUAGAAUAUAAACCCUACCGACAGAAGGAUGGUGCUCUACUUGCUGUUGGAGCACUUUGCGAUAAACUGAAACAAGCCGAGCCCUAUAAAUCUGAACUGGAACAUAUGUUGACGCAACAUGUUUUCCCAGAGUUCCGCAGUCCUGUUGGUCAUCUGAGAGCCAAGGCGGCAUGGGUAGCAGGACAAUAUGCCAAUGUAAACUUCUCUGACAAGAAUAAUUUCCUCCAAGCACUGCAUUGUGUUAUUUCUGGGUUGCGUGAUCCAGAACUUCCAGUACGCGUUGAUUCAGUUUUUGCAUUGAGAUCAUUUGUUGAAGCUUGCAAAGAUUUAAAUGAUAUUCGGGCUAUUCUUCCUCAACUACUUGACGAUAUUUUUAAACUUAUGAAUGAGAUUGAGAACGAGGACCUUGUUUUUACCCUGGAGACUAUAAUUGACAAGUUCGGGGAGGAGAUGGCACCUUAUGCUCUUGGAUUAUGUCAGAAUUUGGCAGCUGCAUUCUGGAGGUGUAUGAACACUGCAGAAGUUGAUGAUGAAGCUGAUGAUCCUGGUGCUCUGGCUGCAGUUGGUUGUUUGCGUGCCGUAAGUACAAUACUUGAAUCAGUUAGCGGGCUUCCUCACCUGUUUGUUCAGGUUGAGCCGACUUUGCUUCCGAUCAUGCAAAGAAUGUUGACAACUGAUGGACAAGAGGUUUUUGAAGAAGUCUUGGAGAUUGUUUCAUAUAUGACCUUCUUUACUCCGACUAUUUCGUUGGAUAUGUGGAGCCUUUGGCCUUUGAUGAUCGAAGCAUUAGCUGAUUGGGCAAUAGACUUCUUUCCAAACAUUUUGGUUCCUUUGGACAACUAUGUAUCCAGGGGUACGGCACACUUUCUUGCUUGCAAGGAACCGGACUACCAGCACAGUCUUUGGAAUAUGAUUUCAUCUAUUAUGGCAGAUAAAAAUUUAGAGGACAAUGAUAUUGAGCCAGCCCCCAAGCUGAUUGAAGUUGUGUUUCAGAACUGUAGAGGGCAGGUGGAUCACUGGGUUGAGCCAUAUUUAAGAAUCACACUCGAUCGAUUGAAUCAAACAGAGAAAUCACGGUUGAAAUGUCUUUUUAUAAAAGUGAUUGCCAAUGCAGUAUAUUACAAUGCAGCUUUGACACUCGGCAUAUUGAAUAAGUUCGCUUUUAUGACGGAAGUGUUCAACCUUUGGUUCCAGUUGUUGCAACAAGUUAGAAAGAGUGGCGUGCGGGCUAAUUUUAAGCGGGAACAAGAUAAGAAAGUCUGCUGCUUGGGUCUCACGACACUUCUUGCACUCCCUGGUGAACAGAUAUCCGGGGAGGCUCUUGGGCGUGUUUUCAGGGCCGCCCUUGACCUCCUAGUUGCAUAUAAGGAUCAAGUUGCAGAAGCUGCAAAGGAGGAAGAGGUUGAAGAUGACGAUGACAUGGAUGGUUUCCAGACUGAUGAUGAUGAGGAUGCUUCUGAUAAGGAAAUGGGAGUCGAUACAGAGGAUGAAGAUGAAGCUGAUAGCCUCAGGCUUCAAAAAUUAGCAGCCCAGGCUAAAGCUUUCCGUGGAAAUGACGACGACGAUGACGAAUACGACUCUGACGAUGACUCUAGUGAUGAUGAAGAGAUGCAGUCACCGAUCGACGAUGUUGACCCUUUUAUUUUCUUUGUAGAUACUGUCAAGGCUUUGCAAGCAUCAGAUCCUAUGAAGUUUCAGGGCCUCAUGCAGACUCUGGAUCCCCAUUAUCAAGCUCUUGCAAAUGGUGUUGCUCAGCAUGCUGAACAGAGAAGUGAGAUCGAAAAGGAGAAAAUGGAGAAGGCUUAUGCUGCAGCUGCUGCUCCAUCAUGAGUUCGGUUCUGGAUUGAAUUUUUGGUUUUUUUUUGCUUCAAGUACAUUGAUAAUUUAUGUUCAUUUAGAAAUGGUUGUAUGAAACCAUGAUUAGUUUUCCAGUCCAUUCAAGUCAUUCAUCUGUCCAUUCAGUCCUGAAGUUAUCAGGUUCAUAUGCUUGGAAUUUUGUGUACAAAAAGUACUCGUCUUCCACAGAACUCGGGUUUAGGGAACUCCGAGUUUGCCACUUCAUCAGGUUGUGAUUUUGGUUAGUCUGGUGAGUUGGGCUAUUCUUUGACAGAAGAUGCCCCACUCUCCACUAGUUUGUGUUGUUUCC
This is a messenger RNA of Hibiscus syriacus, 3548 nucleotides long. Its product is annotated as importin beta-like SAD2. Gene Ontology annotation, molecular function: small GTPase binding. The record is from RefSeq and is a predicted model, not a curated record. Gene Ontology annotation, biological process: protein import into nucleus. Gene Ontology annotation, cellular component: cytosol; nuclear envelope. Lineage: Eukaryota; Viridiplantae; Streptophyta; Magnoliopsida; Malvales; Malvaceae. The transcript is spliced from 22 exons. Bases 131 to 3232 code for a protein of 1033 amino acids.